This is a messenger RNA of Dictyostelium purpureum, 429 nucleotides long. RefSeq lists its product as uncharacterized. Bases 1 to 429 code for a protein of 142 amino acids. The record is from RefSeq and is a predicted model, not a curated record. The transcript has 2 exons. Lineage: Eukaryota; Evosea; Eumycetozoa; Dictyosteliales; Dictyosteliaceae.
AUGACCCAAAAUAAUACACCAAGAGAUGAUGAAACAUUAUUUACUCCAGUUGCAAGAACAGUAAUUAAUACUGUAGAUUCAACUAUUGAUGUUAAAAAUUUUGUUUGUAAAGCUACUGAUUUUUCAAUUAAAAAAGUAUCAACAUUUGCAGUUGACAAUAUCAAUUCACCAAAAUCUCAAAUGACUCAACAAAGAAUUUCCGAUACUUUUAAUAAGAAUCCAAUUUUAAGUAUUGCAUUCUCAACUGUAUUACCAAUUGUUUUAUUUUCAGGUUCAAAAACUUUUAGAGCCAUUCCACUCUCACUCAUUGGUUUAGGUUUAUCACUCAAACACUUUUAUCCAGAAAAUAUUUCAGACUAUACUAAAAUUUCAAUUGAUCACUACAAUAGAUUAAGAGAAAGAUUAAGCGAAGAAAACAACAAUAAUUAA